CACACACACACAUGCAUAGACACACGCACACACACGUAGAGAGAGGAAAGGGCACGGCGCAGACAGGGCAGGACAGAUCGAUGGUUGGCAGGCACGGGCGCACACCCUGACGACUGGACGGAUGGAUAGAUGGAUGGGCGCAUGGGUUUCCGCGAGGGUGUGGGUUCUGUUUCUUUCUUCCUUUCUGUUUGUCAAUGAGCGAUGGAUCGAUUGGUGUGAUCGAGAACAGACAUCUACAUGAUGAUAUGGCUGACCGACCGACCGACUGCGUGUGGCUUGCGUGAUUGGUAGUAUGGGGCGUGCAGCAAUGCUGCGUGCACUCGUCGCCUCCUCCUUAUGCUAUCCUGCGCUUCAACCUGAAUGGCUGGCUGCUGGUUUCUUUUGCCUGAAUGCAUGAGUGAACGUGUCUGCAUAGCAUAGCACAUAUUAUCCCACAGCCGAGCAUUAUUCUGUUUGUGAACGAUGAGUGUGUGAGUGCAUGAUUGAUGAGAUAGAUGUGCGUGUGUGGGUGUUUAUGUGUUCUGUGUGCCUGGGUGCCUGCGGUGCGUGUCCGAGCAGAGAGCAAUGCAAUGGGGACGCCCAGCGACUGAUCCGUACAUACCAUGGACCGAUCCCGCGAAAGAACCAUCAACAUCACAUGAUAGCAUCAUGGUGGGGGGCUCACUGCAACCACAGCACUCCUCUGUAAUGAAUCAAAUCAUCCCUCCGCAAUUCCUCCAGCAAAUCUGCGAUCUCGGCCUCUUGUGCAGCUCUGGGGUGUCUGUGCUGUCUGUUGUCAAUGCUGCUGUGGCUGGUUGCUCUCCAUCGAAUCGCCUCUCUUGCAGAUCUCGCCGAUUCGUCCCAUCCUGCUGACAAGAGGAGCACAUUCUUGACUCCUCGGCUGCAGCCUGACCUCGUGAGGCGGCAUCACACUCAACACGUGACGACUCGCUCGGCAUGGGUAAGCAGGGUGGGAGUGAGUGGACAGCCUUCCCACACACAGAUGAAUGAAUGAGUGCGUGAGUGUCUGUGUGCUGUGUCGGUUUGCCCAGGGGCGGCGCAGGCGGGCGAUGCCGUUUGCAAAGGAGGCUUCUCUCAUCGAGGCUGAGGCCGGUAAGACCGAUAAACACGAAACGCAUCUCUGUCUGUCUGUCAGUCUGUCGUUUCCUUUCUCUGCGUGUGGGUUGGCCGUGGUGUCUGCAGGGAUUGUGGCGCCUUUGCGCGAGUUUGAUGAGGCCGGUCAGAGGGACGACGAGCUCCUCUUAAAUCACUCCUACGCGGAGUUCCGGGCAGCGAAGCAGCGGCUCGAAGCUGCCAAAGACGCGCUGGCGGAGCGACUCGCUGCAAUGAACGGUAUGUGUGCACACGAUGGAUGGAUGGAUUGAUGAAUGGAUGGGUCCAGAUACUCUGUGUUGGCAACUGGUGGAGCUCUACUGGGCGUCCGCUUUGCUUCUGAGGGCCGGGAAACGCGAGCUCGAGGAUAACGCUGGAAAAGCAGCAGUUGUCGGGAAGCUUCUCUCGCGAGUCUUCGGCAGAACGCUCUCGCGAGUUGUGGAGGCCGUCUGGGGGGAAAAGGCCAUCGCAGCGCGCAUCAGCGGCUUACGAGCGGAGGCCGAGAGGUACGAUCGCCGAAUGGACUUGAUUAUCGAGGAUCUCGCCAAACGGCAGCAGGAAAACGACCUGAACGGUCGGUCGGCCGGCCAGCCAGGAGACUGAAGCACAUGUGGGCAUUAAUGUAAUGCAGGCACCGCCACCCUUGCGAUGCUCGAGCAAGCGGAGAGGGAGUUCUGCGCGACAAUGGCUAUGGUACAAACCCAUCCCGACAAGUAUCGACCGAGAAAGGGAGACGAUCCCUGGGGCGUCACGCGCCAGGCCUUUUCCAAGUUCAGCCGCCAAAAUGCGUGGCACAGCAUCUACUACAUACGCCGACGUGCGCCCAAUGCCCGUAGGUGCAGUGCACAUAUGUGCUGUCUGCUGAUCUGAUCUGCCUGUGCGUUCUCCCUCCUUGAUGCAUUGAUUCAUUGUCACUGUGCAAUCAGCGCUGCCGCUGCUGAUGAAACAGAAGGAGAGGGCCCGCGAGAUGAAGGAAUGGACGGAGAGAAGGGGGGCACCGUGGGGAACUAGCGAGGAUACGCAGGAAGUCCUGGAGCUGUACGAGCAGCAGCUGAAGGAGGCUGACGAGCGCAUCAAGGAGAGGCUCGAGGCAAUUGGAGUGGCGGAGCCGGCCAUCGACACACAGCGCACCGCAGCGAGCAAUAAGACCUCAAACAGGACGACCGAUGAGUUGCUGUGACUGGCCUAUGAGUCAGAGGACGGGCAGGCAGGCCGUGUGUCAAUCAGGUUUUUCCGUCGUAAAGGUUGUGUGUGCGUGUGCGUGCAGUGUCUCCGACAGGCAGGCAGGAAGUCAAGCACAUACACACCACAAGAUAGCUAGCUAGGACGUCUCCGCGUGUCUUUUCAGUGAGGGAGCCAUGCAUGGCGGUGGCCGCUCAGUCGGACAAGCAUGGCCGACAAGAGGGAUGUUGCGUCUGUGGGAUGAGGAAAGGGGGACGGGGCGGUGGCGACUCGGAGUGCAUAUCCGUGACUGCACACAUGAAUUACCUGGCGCAUGC
This is a messenger RNA of Vitrella brassicaformis, 2591 nucleotides long. Lineage: Eukaryota; Vitrellaceae. The record is from the annotation of a GenBank genome assembly.